Molecule: messenger RNA, 995 nt
Organism: Apis cerana (Asiatic honeybee)
Lineage: Eukaryota; Metazoa; Arthropoda; Insecta; Hymenoptera; Apidae
Gene: Det
Product: baculoviral IAP repeat containing deterin
Source: RefSeq, a predicted model, not a curated record
GAAUCGUAGAUGGCGUACCUAACGCCUUGAUUUUUGCACGAUUGGUAUUUGAAAGCGUGGAACGCGAAAUUCCGUUGAAUGUUGCGUCUCUGCAUCUCCUCCGUGAUAUUGAAUCUGUUCUGUGCUUGUCCGAUCCGUAGAGGAAUACGUUGAUUGACUUUAUUUUGUACGUACGUAUCGUAUACGCGUCUGUCAUCCGCGCAUUAUUUAACGCGAGUGAAUGAAAUAAUUUUUAUCGGUAAUAAGGGCAACGAUCGAUAUAGAUUGCAUCACUUGUGAUGUCUGUUUAAGAAGAACGCCAUUGAUUUCACCGUUCACGAUAUUUAUACCUGUGAACGUGUUUUAUUAAAAAUUGAAAUUAUUUUAUUUUAAAAUUAUGGAUUUAUUACCAGGACAUAAUUCGAUGUUUUGGAAAAUUGGUAGAUUAAAAACGUUUGAAAAUUGGCCGUUUCAAUCUUCUGACAAUUCGUGCAAUCCCGAGCGGAUGGCUGCUGCCGGUUUUUAUGUAGUGGGUGGUAAGGAAGAACCCGAUUUGGUUGAAUGUUUUAUUUGUUCCAAACAACUUGAUAGUUGGGAUCCGGAUGAUGAUCCUUGGAAUGAACACAUGAAACAUGAGUCGCAAUGUUCCUUUAUUAGAUUGGGAAAAUCGGAUGAGACUACUUGGACUGUGAAUGAAUUAUUCGAUUUGUUUAAAAAAUAUAUGGUUAAGGAAUGCAUACACGAGUGGGUACGCGCCGAUACAUGGCUCCAGAAGUUUUAGAUGAAACUUUAAACACAUCUUCUUUUGACGCUUUCAAAAUGGCAGAUAUGUAUUCUGUUGGUCUCGUACUUUGGGAAACUUGUAGAAGAUGCAUCACAGGUGGCAAAAAUUCUAUAGUGGAACCAUAUGCUUUACCAUACCAAGAUGUUGUUCCAAGUGAUCCAGAUUUUGAAGAUAUGCGGUUAGCAGUUUGUGUAAAACGAUUACGUCCAAUAAUACCAGCACGAUGGGAAAA